Messenger RNA from Rhodotorula toruloides NP11, 1002 nucleotides. RefSeq names its product aldo-keto reductase. Gene Ontology annotation, cellular component: cytoplasm. Lineage: Eukaryota; Fungi; Basidiomycota; Microbotryomycetes; Sporidiobolales; Sporidiobolaceae. The transcript is spliced from 6 exons. The coding region runs from base 1 to 1002 and encodes 333 amino acids. The record is from RefSeq and is a predicted model, not a curated record.
AUGGUUCGCACCGUUCAGCUCUCUUCCUCCGUCGCCAUCCCGCAACUCGGCUAUGGCGCCAUGGGUCUUUCGCAAGGCUACGGCAAGGCAGACGACGACACCUCCCGCGAGACUCUGCGCCACGCCAUCAAGAUCGGGUACAACCUCUGGAACACGGCGACGGUUUACGGGCCUGACCAGCACAACGAGAAGCUCCUCGGCUCGGUUCUGCGCGAAGGCGACAACCGCUCGAAGGUCAUCGUCACGACCAAGUGGGGAGUGAAGUGGGAGAACGGAGACUUGGUGACGGACGGUUCUCCCGAGUUCGCUCGCCAGUGCAUCGACCAGUCCAUCAAGAACCUCGGCUCGGCACCCGACAUGUGGCUGCUCCACCGUAUCGACAAGAAGAUCCCGGUCGAGGAGAGUGUCAAGGCGAUGGAGGAGGCUCGCCAGGCGGGCAAGUGCACGUACAUCGGCCUGUCCGCAAUGUCGGCCAACACGCUUCGCCGCGCCGCUAAAGUCGCCAAGAUCGACUUUGUCGAAAUGGAGUUCAGUCCGUUCGAGACAGGCAUCGAAAACUCGGGCGUCAUCGAUGCGUGCAAGGAGCUAGGCGUCAAGAUCUUUGCAUACUCGCCUCUCGGUCACGGUUUCCUCACUGGACGCUUUCGUAGCUUCGAGGAUGUCCUGAAGGACGGCGACAUGCGCGGUUCGGGCACCUUCCCGCGCUUCAACAAGGAAGUCUGGGACCACAACUUCAAGCUCGUCGAGGCGCUCGAAAAGAUCGCGGAGAAGAAGGGCUGCAAGGCGAGCCAACUCGCUCUCGCGUGGGCCAUGCAGGUCCACGGCGAUUUGAUCAUCCCCAUUCCAGGCACCAAGUCAGUCAAAUACCUCGAGGAGAACUUUGCGGCCAACGAUGUAAUCCUCUCGCAAGUCGAGAUGGACGAGAUCCGCAAGGUGAUCAAAGAGAACCCGAUCAAGGGCGCUCAGUACGGGGAGAAGUUUCAGGCGCUGAUGGACGAGUAG